GACCACUGCUCACCUGCUGCGUGUCCUUGUGCCUCUCGCCCAAACCCAUCGACCAAUCCGCGCAACCCCGAGCUGAUGGCAGGAUAUGAGACAGCUCUGUGUCUCUCUCAGAGACGUGAGUCACGAGCCGGAUAAUGGCUUAUCUCUCUCUCGCUCUGGAGGUCAUUGUGUACAGCGAGGCUCUAAACGAGCUGUAGGUCACAUGAUUCUCUCUUUGCUGGCUCUCUCUGAGCAUGCUCAGUUCACUGUGUUGUCAGGCAAAAAAGAAGAAGCACUGGAACAGAAGAGGUCUGCGAUAGAUAAACACACAGACACACAGAGAGAGCCGGAGAUGGGUGACCGCUGCUAGUGCGCAGGGAUUCUGCUGUACUGGAUGCUCUUUGCAUGCUGUGUUUCUUGAUGUAUUGUGUUUUUCAUCCGCUGUGUGUCGUGUCGGAGGAGAAGCAUCCGUCUGGCAGUCGCUCCAUCCUCGCUGAAGAAAGCACAGAGCUCAUCUUACUGAAGACGUCUCCUGUCGUCCCAGAGUGCCUGUUGUUUUGCUGUGUGAGCUGAAAUGGAUCAGAAAAGCUUCAUCUUGUCAGAAACACGUCUGUGAACACCAGAGCCAAUGGAUAUCAAAGGCCAGGGCUGGACGGAUGAAGAAUCAGACGGAGAGAAUGAACCGGAGCAGUUCCUGUACGGGAUUCAGGGGAGCUGCGCAGCCGACCUGUACCGCCACCCACAGCUGGACGCUGACAUCGAGGCUGUAAAAGACAUUUACACAGACAGCGCAGUGUCCGUCAGAGAGUACGGCACCAUCGAUGACGUGGACAUCGACCUGCAAAUCAACAUCGGCUUCUUGGAUGAGGAGGUGGCGACCGCAUGGAAGGUGAUCCGAACUGAGCCCAUCGUCUUACGCCUCCGUUUCUCUCUUUCACAGUAUCUGGAUGGACCAGAACCAUCUGUGGAGGUGUUUCAGCCGUCUACUAAAGAAGGCUUCAGUUUGGGUCUUCAACUAAAGAAGAUCCUCAGUACGUUCACGUCGCAGCAGUGGAAGCACCUCAGCAAUGAGUUCCUCAAAGCCCAGCAGGAGAAGCGACACAGCUGGUUCAAAGCCGGAGGAACCAUCAAGAAAUUCCGUGCAGGACUGAGCAUCUUCUCCCCAAUUCCCAAGUCUCCCAGUUUCCCCCUGAUCCAGGACACAGUGUUGAAAGGCAAACUGAACGUGCCCGAGCUCAGAGUCACCCGGCUCAUGAACCGCUCCAUCUCCUGUACCAUGAAGAACCCCAAGGGGGAGCUGUUUAGCUAUCCUCCGAACAGCCAGACUGUGGCUGUCCCGGCGGGCAGGGCCCCUGCGCAGAUUACCACCCGCCAGCUGAUUGAGUUGUUUUUCUCAUCCCAGGCGGGCGGACACUGCAAGAACAUCCCCACGCUGGAGUACGGCUUCCUCGUGCAGAUAAUGAAAUACUCUGAGCAGCGCAUCCCCACUCUGAACGAAUACUGCGUGGUGUGUGACGAGCAGCACGUCUUCCAGAACGGAUCCAUGCUGAAGCCUGCGGUUUGCACGAGAGAGCUGUGUGUGUUUUCCUUCUACACGCUGGGAGUGAUGUCCGGAGCGGCUGAGGAGGUGGCCACCGGCGCUGAGGUGGUGGACCUGCUGGUGGCCAUGUGUCGCGCCGCUCUCGAGUCGCCCCGUAAAAGCAUCAUCUUUGAGCCGUAUCCGUCUGUGGUCGACCCCAAUGACCCCAAAACACUCGCCUUUAACCCGAAGAAGAAGAAUUAUGAGCGUCUGCAGAAAGCUCUAGACAGUGUGAUGUCUAUUCGGGAAAUGACACAGGGCUCGUAUCUGGAGAUUAAGAAGCAGAUGGAUAAACUGGAUCCUCUGGCUCAUCCGUUAUUGCAGUGGAUUAUAUCCAGUAACAGGUCUCAUAUUGUGAAGCUGCCGCUCAGUAGGCAGCUGAAGUUCAUGCACACGUCUCAUCAGUUUCUGCUGUUGAGCAGCCCGCCUGCAAAAGAAGCUCGAUUUCGCACCGCAAAGAAACUCUACGGCAGCACCUUCGCCUUCCAUUUCAGAUACAUUAAAUGGUCGUGUGCAGAGCGUGUAACUCUCUCCUCCUCUUCUUCUCUUUCAUCAAAGCUGCACGGAGCAGCGUACGGGAAAGGCAUCUAUCUGAGCCCCAUAUCCAGUAUUUCCUUUGGAUACUCAGGAAUGGGGAAGGGCCAGCAUCGCAUGCCCACUAAAGAUGAGUUAGUCCAGCGAUAUAAUCGAAUGAACACAAUGCCACAGAGUCGUCCCAUACAGUCGCGGUUCCUCCAGAGCAGGAACUUAAACUGCAUCGCUCUCUGUGAAGUGAUCACGUCCAAAGACCUGCAGAAACAUGGGAACAUCUGGGUGUGUCCGGUGUCUGACCACGUCUGCACACGCUUCUUCUUCGUGUAUGAGGACGGUCAGGUGGGAGAUGCUAACAUUAACACACAGGAGCCCAAGAUCCAGAAGGAGAUCAUGCGCGUGAUCGGCACCCAGAUCUACUCCAGCUGAAGAGCUGUCCUGCAGAAACGGCCGAGACGGACACAUUUCUGGGCUCCAAACUCCUCGACUCUACUCCAUCUGUGCUCUCUUUAAUCCUGUCUUUCACAUCAGAUGCCAGAUGAGGGAAAACUUCAUGAUAAGCCCCGCCCACAACCCUUUGACUUCCCACAGAGCCGCUGUCAGUCAAAAGCAGACCGGCGCCUGAUUGGACGAGACGGUCGGCCAAUGAACUCGCAUCUGUCGCUCGUUUUCUCUUUUUCACAGAUCGUUUCUCACACUAAAUAUCUAAACACGUAAAAACAUGUUUAGCAUGUUUAUUGCAGUUUUGUCCGUCUCUGGAUAGUAAAUGAUGAAUCUGUGCGCUUUAUUGUGUUCGUAUCUUCUUCAUCUUUCUCCUCCGCUGCUCUUUCUGACUGAUGACUUUUAUUAAUAUCCCAGAUGUUUUUAUCUCGGAGUUUCCUGCUGAAAUCAAUUUCCUGUCUUUUGUUGCUCAGCUCUGCUUACAUGUGUACGAACGCAACAUUGAUUUAUCGCCCGACAGAACGCGGAUGAGAGGACAGGGACACGUCGUUACUCGUGUUUAUACUGUUAUCUUCUGGAUCGAGUCGUUGUGACGCCGUUUUGGUGCCGUCAUCCGAUGGGACGCGCCAGCUGAAGCCAGAGACGCUUUUAUCUCCAUUCUCAGACAUUCCCGAGUGCUUGUGGGUAAUUUCCACAAAGCCUGCAGAGGGAUGACGUACAGAAGCAGUCAAACAUUUGGACACAUUACUUAUUCUGACUAUUUUCCACAAUAAUAGUAAAGUGUGCACACUCUGAAAUCACACAAAUGGAAGUCAAAACUCGUUUAAAGUUAACAUUAAAUUCAAGUUGCAAUCGCCUCUUCUUCCCUGUUGUGAUCAAAGUUUGAAAUGAACUUUAUCACUCAUCAACUUUAUCACUUAUUUAUUGGCUAUAGCAUAUUUCGUGCACGGAGGUCAUUCAUAGUGCUUUAUAUAAAAAGGAUUCAAAAUAAUCAUAAAAUGAUCACAAUUGAUGCAUGAUGCAUAAAAAAGCAUGCAUAAUAAAUAAAAAAGUAACAACAACAAAAGCAAAGAAUAAAAAUGAUUACAA
Molecule: messenger RNA, 3619 nt
Organism: Sinocyclocheilus grahami
Lineage: Eukaryota; Metazoa; Chordata; Actinopteri; Cypriniformes; Cyprinidae
Product: poly [ADP-ribose] polymerase 6-like
Exons: 25
Coding region: 608-2518 (636 amino acids)
Molecular function (GO): NAD+ poly-ADP-ribosyltransferase activity
Source: RefSeq, a predicted model, not a curated record